Molecule: messenger RNA, 1194 nt
Organism: Colossoma macropomum (tambaqui)
Lineage: Eukaryota; Metazoa; Chordata; Actinopteri; Characiformes; Serrasalmidae
Gene: eif1ad
Product: eukaryotic translation initiation factor 1A domain containing
Exons: 5
Coding region: 171-725 (184 amino acids)
Biological process (GO): translational initiation
Cellular component (GO): nucleus
Molecular function (GO): translation initiation factor activity; RNA binding
Source: RefSeq, a predicted model, not a curated record
AUAUGACAAACAGAAGCUACCGGAAAUAAGCAGCACAUGCGUUCGACGCAUUCAGGAGCUACACUACGUGCGAAAUUCUUCUCGAUGCACCUAGUAAAAAAAACCAGAAUAAGCCCACAUUUAUAUAUACAUUUUCUCGAAAGUGGAUAUUACAGAGCUCAAUAUCAAAAAUGUCCCGGGCAACUAAGCGCAAACAUGUGGUUAAGGAAGUUCUUGAAGACUACGUCACACCCAGCGAGAGCCAGCAGAUCAUGAGGAUCUUGGGAAGCAAUGGCAAUAACCUCCAUGAGGCUGUAACUGAGAGCGGUGAGAAAUUUCUGCUGAGUAUGCCCACAAAGUUCCGCAAGAACAUCUGGAUCAAAAGAGGGGACUUUGUGAUCGUGGACCCUAUUGAAGAGGGAGACAAGGUGAAAGGAGAGAUCAGCUUCAUACUGUAUAGGGACCACGUCCAGUACCUGAGGAAACUUGGUGUCUGGCCAAAAGGAUUUGAGGCGGGUGGCGAGUUUGAGGAGAGAAAGGAGGGACCACAGAACGGACAGGGAGAGGACAAAGAGAGGGAGCAGGAAGAAGAGUGCGACAGCAGUGACUCUGAGGAUGACGGUGACCUUUUUGUGAACACAAACCGAGCCACUGUUCACUAUAGUGAGAGCGAUGAAGACUCUGAUGAAGAUGAUGAUGAAGAGGAGGAGGAAGAAGAAGAAGAGGAAGGACCAGAGAAUCAUUAGGUAUGAAAUUCUGGACAUUAAAAUAAGGGAUGCUGUGAACAGCUUUAAAAAAGUUGCACCAGAUGCCAACUUUGGUUCAGUUCUUUGCUUUGUGGACACUCAUUAUGUAAAAAAAGGAAAAGCAAACAAACAAAUGCACUAUGCAGUUUCUUAAGCCCUUAUUAAAGCUGAACCUUGACUAAAAAGGAUUUCAGUGCAUGAAUCACCACUGGCAUUGAAAUUUGUUAGGUUCUGUACAUAUUUCAGAGGCUUGACACCUGAAAUAUUCCUUUCUAUCAUUAAAAUUGAUUAGACUGAUUUGAGAAAAGCUUCUUCCUGUAAUGAUUCAGGGUGAAAUACAGAUCUUACCACAGCAGCAUGAUUCAUAAUGUAUAGAACAUUUCAAGCUGAUUCCUCGUGUUGACAGGAAUGCUUUAUUUGUAUCAUAAUUUAUGUACAUAUGGCAAUAAAGUUUUCUCCUUGUUUUGUA